This is a messenger RNA of Haliotis rubra (blacklip abalone), 7920 nucleotides long. Its product is annotated as dedicator of cytokinesis protein 3-like. Gene Ontology annotation, cellular component: plasma membrane; cytoplasm. The transcript has 53 exons. The record is from RefSeq and is a predicted model, not a curated record. NCBI's taxonomy places the organism in Eukaryota, Metazoa, Mollusca, Gastropoda, Lepetellida, Haliotidae. Gene Ontology annotation, molecular function: guanyl-nucleotide exchange factor activity; small GTPase binding. Gene Ontology annotation, biological process: small GTPase-mediated signal transduction. Bases 100 to 5814 code for a protein of 1904 amino acids.
UACUUUUAGAUUCAUGUUGACAAUGGCGGGUCGCAUGCUCAACUCGAAGGCUACUACAACAAGGAAGUGAUACCAUGCCGAUAGGAAGGUAGCACAGUCAUGGGGGAUUUCUCGUGGAAAGCAGCCAGGAGGAAAUACGGCGUUGUUGUGUACAACUACACAACUGGUGAUGUGAAGGGUUGUCUCCCCUUGGAAAUCGGAGAAUGCGUCCACAUCCUGGAAGAGUACUGUACAGGAUCGGGAGCUGACCGGAAAGCAACAUGGUAUCGAGGCUACUCCUUCCACAACCGGAAAGCCAAGGGCAUAUUUCCGGCAUCAUUCGUCCACCUGAAAGAAUGCAAAGUAGAAAACGAGGGCCCCUACGAGAGUGUGAUUCCCAUAGAGGAUGCGAUUAUCAAGGAGGUGACCUUCGUGUUGCGAGAAUGGAAUCUCAUCUGGAAGCAACUCUUUGUGGAAGACAACAGGCUGUUCAGGACAAUCAACACCGUCAUUGUAGACCUCAUGAGCUUCCGGUGCCAACUUCUUGCCAAUACUCUGACCAAUGACCAGUCCCGAGACAUGAAAGAACAGAUCAUCUCCCGAAUAGACUGGGGCAAUGGGAAGCUUGGUUUGGACCUGGUCCCACGUCGAGAAGGGAAGCAAGUUGACCCGGACAACUGCAGCUUCAUCGAGCUGUACAGACUACACUGUCAGAGCAUGGAGGCAAGCAAGGGAACCAGUCCUCGCAAACAGACUAUGAGAGACAAGGUGCGGAGUAGUCGGGAGAAGGUGGCGUCAUCUAUGUCUCAUCUUGUGGUCAACUUCAAGUCACUUGCUUGCAAUGUUGGUGACGAAUCGGAGACCUACUUCUCCCUGUUUGACAGCAGCACCAGCAAGUUCAUCAGUGAGAAGUUCUUGGUUCGGAACACUAACAAGGGUAUGCCUGUCAACAUGGACAAACUUCACAACUAUAGGGGGAUCUUCAUGGACCUGAAUGAAGCAGAUUUGGAAAGAGAUCUCUAUUUGGUGGCUCAAAUAUUCCGAUCAGGUCGGAUGCUCCAGGAAUCAUCCAGCAAGAAGAUCCCCAAGUUCCGUUACCGCCGACCGUGGGGAACCGCAGUGUUAUUCCUCAAGGAUGUCUUUGCAUUGAAACGUGAAGAGGAGCUUGACUUUCACAUGAAGGUCCAGAGUUGUGUGGAGAGUGAGUCUUCCUUUCCAAACCUCCACGAGACAUUGAUCAAGAAACAGAGCAUGAUAAUUGGAAAAGGUUUCACCGCCACUGAGAAAGACAAGCAAUCAAUAGGUAUUGCUGUCUCUCUGAAGUUGUUCCAUGGAGACCUGACCACCGUCAAGCCGGAACAACCCAUGAUGUUCAGCAAGGGUGUCACAGUGGUACAGAAAAUUGGCUUCUCAGACUCCAUAAACCCAGGUGAAGUACGGAAUGACCUUUACCUGACCCUGGUCAACAGCGAGUUUGAUCGAGGCAGUAAGAAAGCAGCCAAGAAUGUGGAGGUCACGGUUACAGUGUAUGACAGCAAUGGUGACCUGAUACCGGAGUGCAUAACAGGUGGAUGUGGGGAAGAUGCUGUCACCAAAUACUUCUCCUCCAUCUUCUACCACAACAACAACCCCAAGUGGAACGAUACUAUACGUCUGUCCAUUCCAAUAGACAAAUUCCAGUGUGCUCAUAUACGAUUUGAAUUUUGCCAUUGCUCCACUAGGGACAAGACUGAAAAGCAGCUGUAUGGUUUCGCCUUUCUUCCUCUCAAUCCUUAUGACUCUGCCACUCAAGCAGAUGGCACACACGCCCUGUGUAUAUAUAAGUGUGACACUGCAAGCAAAAUCAAGAACUAUUUGAAAUUCCCAUCAUUCCAAGAUGACUUUAGUGACCCGAAAGUAACGGCCAAUUUGCCCAACCAGCUUCCGUAUAGUCGCAGCAGCAAGGAGUACCUCACUGUGACAACAUUCCUCUGUUCAACCAAGUUCACCCAGCAAGCGGACCUUGUCGGCGUAUUCCAGUCCAGUAGUAGACAAGAGUGCAUUGAGCAGAGUCUGCGCAAUCUUAUUAACCUCCGUGGCCAGGAGGUUGUCAGGUACUUGCAGGACAUCCUGGACUCCUUGUUCUACAUGGUCGGAAACUCCAGCAGUGAAGGGGAGCGCUUCAAACACUCCGCAGAAGUCUUUCAUGCCUUAGUCCAUAUAUUCAACCUGCUGCAGGACAGCAAGUUUGAGAAGUUUCUUUGUGUGCUAGAAGCCUAUCUGGAGGAGAACUUUUCCUACCCCCUUGUGUAUCGAGAUCUUCUUAUUUGCCUUCAAGAGAAGUCGGAGCUUGCAGUCAGCUGUGCUGACUUUGACAAGGAAUAUACUGUGGAAAAUGUUUUUCAGGUGCUAGAACAGAUUUUCAGGUUUAUAGAGAAGUCCUACAAGCUGUUCCAGGGACAAUAUGGAGUUCAGAAAGACAACUUCAAGCAGCUCCUGGGCAGUGUGUUUCGAAGCUUCGGGAGAAUCAUGUCAUCCAGUGAAGCAGCCUUACGUAAAGCACAGGUGAUGCUGCUGAAGCAGCUGAACAAGACGUUCCAGUCGCUGCUGAAGAUCAUCACCCGCAAGGAACUGGCGGGUCUUGUCCAGGACAUGUGCAGCAAGAUGUCCAAAGAUCUGCAGCCCUUGUUGCUGGAAGCCAAGGUGCAACUGUGCCGUGAGAUGGUCAACUCUGACCUCUUCCCAGAACAAGCGUCCAGGGAUAUUGUGUUGCCCAUGUGUAUGUCAGCCAUCAAGAAAUGCCUUAUCACCAAGCGGGUUCUUCCUCUGGCAUCUCAGACCUUGGGGGACAUCCUGGACCGGUUCAGAGAGAUCUCGGUGCAUGACGGAGACAGUCAGUAUGUCCUGAAGAUCCUGUUUGACCUGCUGAUGCAGACUCUGUUGACCAUGGACGAGGCGCAGCAAGAGGAAGCUGGGGGCAUAAUGAUCUGCUGCCUGAUGGAGCUACUGAGGAAGAUGGAGGAGCUCCACUACACCUCUCUCAUGAACACGUACCCCAAGGGGAGGCCACUCAAGGACUUCCUUAUCCGAGUGCUGCUGGUGUUCCGUGACCUCAUCAAGCGGGAUGUCUUUCCCGCCAACUGGACUGUUAUGAGGAUGGCCACCAAUCAUGUGAUCCUGACUGCCAUCCAGUACGUAGCCCAGUCUCUCACCGAAGACUUCCUCACUGGGAUAGACUUCGAUAACCAGUUGUGGAGCAACUACUUUGAUCUGGCGGUAUCCUUCGUGACACAGCCCAGUCUGCAGCUAGAGAAGAUCUCUGACGCCAAGAGAAACAAGGUCAAGGACAGGUACCAAGACAUGAGAGUUCUCAUUGGUUUACAGAUUCAGACCUUAUGGAAUGGAUUAGGAAAUCAAAAGAGACAUUUCAUUCCAUCCCUGGUUGGUCCAUUCCUAGAGGUUACCAUGGUACCAGAGACAGAUGUCAGGAAGGCAACCAUUCCAAUAUUCUUUGACAUGAUGUUGUGUGAACAGCAAGUAAAAGGAAACUUUACCUCACUGGAGAUCGAGAUAAUUAAGAAGAUUGACAUCCUGAUCACUGGGAACAAUGGGGACACUGAGUACAGGACUCUGUUCAACCAGAUACUCUUGGACAAGGUACAGACGGAGCCAGUUCUACGGGAAGAUGGCCGUCGCUUUGUUGUCUCGGUCACUAACCUCCUGGAGAAGCUUCUUGACUACAGACAAGUUAUUGAGGGGGAGGAACACCGAGACAAGAAGAUGCACUGCACUUUUAACAUUCUUAAUUUCUACAAGGACAACAUCAACCGCGAGGAGAUGUACAUCCGCUACAUCAACAAGUUGUUCAUUCUCCAUCACGACGCCAACAACUUUGUCGAGGCUGGACUCACCCUGCAACUGUAUGCACAGCUGUUGCGGUGGACCACGGACCAGUUGUCCGCCAACCUCGGGUACCCCUCGCAGAAGGAAUGGGAAAGGAAAGAAGAACUCACCCUCAAGGUCAUUGAGUGCUUCGACAAGGGCAAGGCCUGGGAGUAUGGGAUUCCACUCUGCAAGGAGCUGGCGGAGGUCUAUGAGAAGAAGCUGUUCAACUACAAGAAGCUGAGUCAAAUAUUGCAACGAGAGGCAGCGUUCUUCAACAAUAUCCUAGAGGGAUCCUCCUUGAGACAGAACCCUUCCUACUACAGAGUGGCUUACUACGGCAUGAGCUUCCCACCAUUUGUCAGAAACAAGGAGUUUGUCUACCGUGGAGACGAGUGUCUAAAGCUAGCCACCAUCAUGAGUCACCUGACCACGGAGUUCCCAUCAGCCUCUAUUCUCACCAGCAAGGCCCCUCCAGACGACAAAGUCCGGGAAGGGGAGCAGCAAUGCAUCCAGAUCAGCAGCGUGAAACCUGUGCCUUCUGAGAGGUCAGAGUUUCAAGGUCACACAGUUCCCAUGGAGAUCAGCAACUUCUACAGCGUCAACGAGGUGGAUAUGUUUCAGUUUGACCUACCCUACCACCGAGGAGAAAGGAAUAAGGACAAUGAAUUUAAGACACUGUGCCUUGAGAGAAAGGUGUUGAAGACCAGCUACAAGUUGCCAGGGAUACUGAGAUGGUACGAGGUGGUACAGACAGAGGUGAUACAUCUGCCUCCCAUUCUGGUAGCGGUUGAGAACAUGAGGACGGUCAACACGGAGAUAGACUACCUGACCGGCCGGUGUAAGUCCAACACAGACAUGUUCUUCCAGCAGUUGAUGAUGAGACUACAAGGGGUGAUCAACAGCGUGGUCAACGGCGGCCUGCCCAAGUACCAGGAGGCCUUCUUCUGUGAUGAGUUUGCAUCGAAGCACCCUGAUGAAGUGUGCCACCUGACGGAGCUGAAGUUGCUGUUGGUGGAGCAGGUGGACCUGAUGGAGCGAGGUCUGCAGAAGACCGAGUCCAUGUGCACUGAGGAGAUGAAGCCCCUGCAGAAGACUCUGGUGGAGAUGUUCUCCAAACUUAAGCAGGACAUCACCGAGUCUGGGUCUCCGAGAGCGGGAAGGUUACGGGGUGGAUCUCUGGGAGCAGUGCCUCGCCCCGGCACCCCCGGGAGCGGAUCCCUCAACUCAAGCAGCAGCAACAGGUCCUCCAUCACUUCAGCAGAGGCCAUUUCCCAGGACGGAGACAACAUCUACAUGGACCCACCUGAGGUAGAUCCACUGCUGCCUCUAACAAAUCGACUGCAGCAGUCACGAGGUGUUACCGGUAGUGACCCAGUGCUCAACCAGUCUCCCAGUAGUCAGAGAGCUCUGACCACCUCAGUGUCCAGCUCCAACCUUGGGUCAGGCUCAAGGACAUCCGAUACACCGACCAUGCAGCGAAUGGUGUCGAGCCCAGAUGCAUCAAACACUGACCCCUCCACGCCCCCACCCCUGCCCCAGAGGAGGACCUCUAAUGCUGCAGAAAUUGGAACUGGAAUCCUGAACACAAGACCACCUCCCCCGCCACCCAGGCAGUCCACACAUGAUUUGCGGUUCCUGUCAUACAAUGUCCCCUCCCCAACAUCGGGCAAUGUACCCCCAGUACCUGAAGAGAAACCAGCCGUACCCAGCAGAGCAAGGAAUCUUAGUGCUGUCAAUGGAUCAUUUGAUCAAGGCUUAACUGCUGUGAAAGAACAAGCCAGUGGGGAAGACAAGAUCCCCCCUCUGCCUCCACGUGUGCCCCCACGGCCCUCCAUCCCGCCCCUCCCAGAGGUAGGCACAUCAUCUCAAGCGUCACCUAAAGAAAGUGCUACUCCACCCCCACCUGUUCCUAAACGAACAAGCAUGUACAGAGGGGUAUCCUCUGGUAGUGUUGAAGACACCCACAUGUAGGAAAAGACUGAACGGUAUGUUCAGGAGGAUGUCCUCCUGUGUUUGAAGACAACCAUUGUAGGACGAGAUUGAACUGUUUGUCAAGGACGUCCUCCAGUGAUGAAGAAACCCAGAUGUGGAAGAAGAUUGAACUCUUUGUCCAGGAGGACGUCCUUAGUGAUGAAGAAACCUACUCGCAGGAGGAAACUGACCACUUUGUCAAGGAGGACAUCCUCUUGUUAACAAUGUUAGAAAACUGAAAACGUUCAGAAAGAUGUCUUCUUGUGUUGAUGACACCCACUUGUUGAAGACUGAAUAAUUUGUCAAAGAGGAUGUCCUCUUGUUGUGUUGAAGACACCAUGAUAGGGAUCAGUACCAACAUACUUCUACAGACAGACAUCACUUUGUACAUAGAGACUGACACAGUGUGUAGAGGAAGACAUAGCUACCAUGGAGGACACCAUGGAAACACUGGGACCAAGAUGAGGAUCUGUUCUGGACACAAGAUGGCAGAGAAGCUGAUCAUCAGAUUGUGGAUCUUCCUCUAUUUAUAUACCCAGCUGUGGGAUGUACACCAGCAGUGCUGGAAGGCCUUCUCUUAUUUAAGUCAUUAAGACAAAGAACCUUGACAGAAAGUUUUUCUCGUGGUGCAGCUAAGACAUAUGCUUUUGUUUGGACAAGGAAGAAAACAAAACACGUAGGGCUUCACAAAGGUCACAGUUUAAUAUUUAGCUCUAUUAAGACAUUUAGGAGAAGUAGAAGCUGAAAUUAUGAUUUGUCUUGAAAUGUAUAUUUUCUUUUGAAAAUUGUAUGAGGCAUUAUGAGAACUUGAGAAAUUAUGAUUUGUCUUGAGUUAUGAAUUUUCUUGUUAAAACACUUUUUUUCAUUUGUCAUGCCAAAUAUGGAUUCUAUGUAUUGCCUAUGUAACAGACCUAGGGUCGUAGUGUUAGUGUUGAUCUCAAGGCAAACCUUUACACAUGUAUGUAUCUCCAUGGCUUUCAAAUAACCUAGAAUGUAAAUUCAAUCACUUACUCAAUCAUCUUAAUUGGUAAGGGGAACAAAUGAACCAAAGACAAAUUUAUAAUGUGUUCCAUUUCCGUCAGUAACGUUUGUGAUUGUCCUGGAUAAUACACAACUACAUUUACUUCAUGAAGUGUAGAAACAUUUCAUUAUUGAAGUUUGGGUGUGGAAGUUUACAUCACUGAGUUUAUCUGGUCUGCAUGCUUGUUACAGUGAAACCUUGUCUGUAAUACCCGGGUAAAUCUAGAAUCCCCUGGAAUUUCUGGGUUGCAGUAGGUCCCUGGGACCCUGUACUAGUCGUGCUGGGAUUUUUUAUCUGAGUAGGUCAACAGCAGCAUAUGCUUGUCGCUCCAUUAGGAUGGGUCCACAGCCUUCAUGUCGGUUGUAAGAAACUACUUAAUGCAUCACAAGGCCAGGCUUGGUGACAUGUCAGAUUGAGCAUUAUAUCAUGAUGACAUCAUGACUUGUAGCUCAUUAUAUCAAUCACUGGAUUGUCUGGCCUGAAUUUGAUGAUUACAGACUACCGUCACUAAGUCAGAAUAGUGCUGAGUGUAGCGUUGACAAACAAAUGAUACAUGACGGUAACUGAUAGAAAUUCUAUUUGUAAAAAGGGAAGUAACUCUGUUCCCAUGAUUCAGAAAUAUGUUGAUCAGAAUGUAAUUGGAAAUGCUACUACCCUGAUUACUGGUUUCACAGUAUUUUAGAAAGUGAUGCUCAGACUGGCCAUAAUGUUUGGUGACAUAAUAUCCCUUUCUUAGACUCGCUUUGCUCCAUCAUGGUGGAACCUGUGGAAGGAUGUACAUAGAUGAAAUGUGUAUAUAACAGAGAUAAUAUUAUUGUACAUUCCUGUUCCGUUUCAUAUUGAAUGCUAAUCAUGACGUCGUUUUCUGGAAAUUUUAUACUGGUUACCCAGGACUUAGUUUUAUUUAAUAUUUGAAUGUGAAUUUAAUUAAUAUUUGAAUGUGAAUUUAAUUAAUAUUUGAAUGUGAAUUUAAUUAAUAUGGGUACAUAACAUUUUAUCAAUAUUAUAGCACCUCCCACAGUACCAUUGCUAUAGUGUUGAGAACUGUGAAAUAGUCAGACCAUGUGUCUCCAAGUAUAUCUUGC